AUGGCUAUGGCGAGACAGCUCAUGGACGGCAAGACUGCCAAGAAGGUCAGACCGAGGAGAACAGUUGACUACGGCGGUCCCCUGGGACGAUGGGCAUUGCUACGGAAGUCGCGGCCCAACUCGACAUAUGUACCAUAUCUGAGGCCCGCACCUCCGUAUAUCAUUGAUUUGCUGCCACCAAAAGCUUACCCGGACAACCCUUCAACAUCACUCUGUACUAAGUUUGUGCACACGUCCACCAACAAGCUCAGAUGUCCGGUCAAUUGUGUUACGUGGACCCCUGAGGGCCGCCGGGUGCUGACAGGUUCCACGAGUGGAGAGUUCACGCUCUGGAAUGGCCUGACGUUCAACUUCGAGACCAUCCUACAAGCGCAUGACAGCGCAGUGCGGGCCAUGGAGUUCACGCACUCCGGUGCCUACCUGGCGUCGGCGGACCAGAGCGGCAUCAUCAAGUACUUUCAGCCGAACAUGAACAACUUGACCGCGUGGACGGGGCACCGCGAAGCGAUCCGUGGGCUGACUUUCAGCCCCGACGACAGUCGAUUCGCGACGGCGAGCGACGAUUCGACGGUCAGAAUCUGGUCGUUCGAGGAAAGCCGCGAAGAGCGCGUCUUGACAGGGCACGGUUGGGAUGUCAAAUGCGUCGAAUGGCAUCAAUCAAAGGGGCUCCUCGUCUCUGGAAGCAAGGACAACAUGAUCAAAUUCUGGGAUCCCAGGACAGGGACUUGUCUGUCGACGCUACACUACCACAAAAACACAGUCCAAGCCCUUUCGUGGUCUCCGAACGGGAACAUGGUCGCAAGCGCGUCCAGAGACCAGACCGUGCGCGUGUUUGACAUCCGGGCGAUGAAGGAAUUCCGGGUGCUGAAGGGGCACAAAAAGGAAGUCUGCUCUGUCGCCUGGCACCCCGUGCACCCAAUCCUGGUCACCGGUGGAUCGGAGGGCGCGAUCUUGCACUGGGACCUCUCCUCCUCCACCGACACGCUCGCGCAGUCCCCGUCGCAGCCGCCCGGCGCCCGUGCGACGCUCUCGCAGGCACACGACUCCAACGUCUGGUCGCUCGCCUUCCACCCGCUCGGGCACCUCAUGGUCAGCGCGUCCAACGACCACACGACGCGCUUCUGGUGCCGCGAGCGCCCCGGCGACGCGACGUCCGUCUUCUCCGGCGGCGGGCAGAAGCCCCCCGAGGUCACGGACACCGCCGGGCAGGACGACGAGGACGAGAGCAUGGUCCCCGGCUUCGGCUUCACGGGCGCGGGCGGCGGCCAGUGGUGGGGCAAGGAGGAGGACGGGGACACCUCGAUGCAGCAGCACCCGGGCUUGCCGGACGCGUACCCCCGGCGGGGCGGCCAGGUCCAGGAUGGCGGCGACGACUACAUCCCAGGGUUCGGCGCGUCGGAUGGGCCGGGGACGGUCACGGGCCGUCAGAACGGACCACUCCCCGCUCAGGAGGAGCUGUAUCCUGGACCAGGAGAUGGGGAUGAUUCAUUCAAACGAGGCGGCCGCAAUCGCUGGGGGCCUAGACGCGGGCGUCACUGA
Messenger RNA from Fomitopsis serialis, 1539 nucleotides. Its product is annotated as WD40 repeat-like protein. Gene Ontology annotation, molecular function: protein binding. The record is from RefSeq and is a predicted model, not a curated record. Lineage: Eukaryota; Fungi; Basidiomycota; Agaricomycetes; Polyporales; Fomitopsidaceae. The transcript is spliced from 7 exons. Bases 1 to 1539 code for a protein of 512 amino acids. Gene Ontology annotation, cellular component: mRNA cleavage and polyadenylation specificity factor complex.